CAGAAGGCGGAGGUACGCCCAAGAUGGCGGCCUCCAUGUGCGACGUGUUCUCCUUCUGCGUGGGCGUGGCGGGCCCGGCCCGGGUCGCAGUGGAAGUCCGCUUCGUGAGCAGCGCCAAGGGAAAGGGGCUGUUUGCCACACAGCUGAUCCGGAAGGGGGAGACCAUAUUCGUAGAACGGCCCCUGGUAGCUGCGCAGUUUCUCUGGAAUGCACUUUAUCGCUACCGAGCCUGUGACCACUGUCUUCGGGCACUGGAGAAGGCAGAGGAAAACGCGCAGAGACUGACUGGGAAGCCAGGCCAGGUUCUGCCGCACCCCGAGCUGUGCACCGUGCGCAAAGACCUGCACCAGAACUGCCCCCACUGCCGGGUGACGUACUGCAGUGCAGAAUGUCGACUGGCCGCGGCUGAGCAAUACCAUCAGAUCCUGUGCCCGGGCCCCUCCCAGGAUGACCCCGCGCAUCCUCUCAAUAAGCUGCAGGAGGCCUGGAGGAGUGUUCACUACCCCCCUGAGACUGCAAGCAUCAUGUUGAUGGCCCGGAUGGUGGCCACAGUGAAACAGGCUAAGGAUAAGGAUCGCUGGAUCAGGCUCUUCUCCCAGUUCUGUAAUAAAACUGCUAAUGAGGAGGAGGAAAUUGUCCAUAAACUCCUAGGGGACAAAUUCAAGGGUCAGCUGGAGCUACUGCGGAGACUCUUCACAGAGGCGCUUUAUGAAGAAGCACUCAGCCAGUGGUUCACUCCAGAUGGAUUCCGGUCUCUCUUUGCUCUUGUUGGGACCAAUGGCCAAGGAAUUGGGACCAGCUCCCUGAGCCAGUGGGUCCAUGCCUGUGAUGCUCUGGAGCUGAAGCCUCAGGACCGUGAGCAGCUGGAUGCCUUCAUUGACCAGCUGUACAAGGACAUCGAGGCAGCAACCGGCGAGUUUCUUAACUGUGAAGGAUCUGGCCUCUUUAUGCUGCAGAGCUGCUGCAACCACAGCUGUGUCCCCAAUGCAGAGACCUCCUUCCCAGAAAACAACUUCCUUUUGCAUGUCACCGCCCUGGAGGAUAUUAAGCCAGGAGAGGAAAUCUGCAUCAGCUACUUAGACUGCUGUCAGCGGGAGCGCAGCCGCCACAGCCGCCACAAGAUCCUCAGGGAGAACUAUCUGUUCGUCUGUUCCUGCCCCAAAUGUCUGGCAGAGGCCGAUGAGCCCAACAUGACCUCUGAGGAGGAGGAGGAGGAGGAGGAGGAAGGCGAGCCGGAAGACGCCGAGCUGGGGGAUGAGAUGACUGAUGUGUGAUGUCACCCCGCUCGGAAGCGCUCCUACCCCAGACCCUGCAGAAGAGGCGGCCUUGCCCCAGAGCAGAGGCUUGGAAAGAACACCCCACUCCUGUUGCCUGCUUCCCCCCAUUUCAGCACUCUUUCCGCCAGAGGGUAAGCCAGGCUGGACCCUAGGCCCUCUACCCGCUGCCAGACCUCACGCCCUGGACACUGCUGCUGAGUCGCUCCGGCUCUGCGCUGUCAGAGCCUCUCAGAGCUGGCUUCCCCCGAGGUUCGGAUGGAAGUAGCUGGAACCAAGGUCAGGGCCCAUCAGGGUUUCUUCCCCAUGGCCCCACUUAUUCAUCUGCUUGAGGCUUCAGCCCUCUCAACUCAGUAUGGGGGGAGGGGGACAGUAACAGUGGCAACCCGAGAACAGCCUGGCUGCAUUGAAGAAGAGAGGGGCCAAGAUGCCCUUACCGUCUUCCCUGCCUCCCUCUGUUGUAGCCUGACCACUGGCACAGCUGGGAAGGCCAAGUGGCGCCCACUGCACCUUCUCUUAGGCUCUCUGUGGGGAGCAGUGAACCACGGGGAUUCCCCCUGCCCCCACCUCCCCAGCCCACUGUUAGACAUCAGGGAAGUAGAGAUUACCCCUCCCCCAGAAUCUCUGUGCCUGUGCCUUGCCUCUAGGCCCUGGUACAGUGGCUAGCCUUACAGGGUAUGGAAGAGGUCUCUGCCUCCCUUGCGAGGGGUAUGGGGGAUCACCACCCCUCCUCCAUUUAGGACUCUAGCAGCAUGGCUGAGACCUGGGGGGGGGAAGGCCUCUGCUCCCUAACUGGGGAUGUUCUAGAGUCUUCUAGAACUUUCAUCAGUGAGGGGCUCUCCUGGCCUCAAUCUCCAUCUUUAGGAUCUCCACAGAGGAACACAAGUCUUCCAGAAACCUAGAAGAGCUGGGCUGGAUAUUCAAGAUUAGCCCUGACUGUCCUCCUCCUCCCCAGAUUAGCACUACCCCUUGCUCUUGGGUUGGAAGCUGUGGAAAUUGUAACCUGUCACCCGCAAUUCUUUUCUGCCCACCUUCCCUGAGGGGCCUGCCGAUGCCCCUGCUGAGGGAGCCCAGGGAGGCCAGGUGCCGCCCCACGGGCCCUUUCCUGGAUCAUGAGCAGGUGGAAUCUGUCUGACUAGCCUAUUGGGUUCUUAAUCCUUCAGAGCAGCCAGCACCCCCUCCUCCCCACCUGCCCAGUGUUCUCAAUAAAACAUGAGUGGUGACAGGCCUUUACAGGAA
Molecule: messenger RNA, 2513 nt
Organism: Odocoileus virginianus texanus
Lineage: Eukaryota; Metazoa; Chordata; Mammalia; Artiodactyla; Cervidae
Gene: SMYD5
Product: SMYD family member 5
Biological process (GO): negative regulation of gene expression, epigenetic
Molecular function (GO): protein binding; histone H4K20 methyltransferase activity
Source: RefSeq, a predicted model, not a curated record